This is a messenger RNA of Rhagoletis zephyria (snowberry fruit fly), 1838 nucleotides long. RefSeq lists its product as uncharacterized. The record is from RefSeq and is a predicted model, not a curated record. Lineage: Eukaryota; Metazoa; Arthropoda; Insecta; Diptera; Tephritidae.
AUGGUCACUAAGGAAACUCAUCAGUUAUCACCUGACAACUUUGUGGUUUUUUACAAGCGCAAGGCACAAUCGAUUUUUAUGCAGGCUCAAGCAAUCGAUCAGGUGCUUCAAGUUGAGCGUUUAAGCUUACUAACCGAAGCGGAGUUAAAUGUACGCUUGGAGAGCCUUGAGCAAAUUUGUACGAGAUUCAACUCAGCUCAUGACAAGCUCGAAGAGCAAGAUUUCGACGAAAUUGGGGGGCAGCUACGCAUCAGUUUUGAUGAUCUGCUCGUUACAUUACGCUCUCGCAUACGGCAUGAAAUUGGUAAGCGCCAAUCCCAGCUACCACCGUGUUCAACUUUGCGCCAUGACCAAACCUCAGAAGGGCAAACAAUCAUUAUGCAAAGUCGGCCUCGUUUACCCGAGCUGAAGCUUCCUGUGUUCAGCGGUAACUACACGGAGUACACCAGCUUCUUUUCAAUGUUUUCGACUAUAAUUGGUAGGGAUCCUGAUCUUACGGACGUCGAAAGGUUGCAGCAUUUGCGAUCAUCCCUGAAGGGAGCAGCGUUGGAUACCAUCCGUUCGUUGGAGAUCAGUAGCGCUAACUAUACUGUGGCUUUAGAGUUACUCGAAAAACGUUUUAACAAUAAGCGUCUUAUUUUCCAGGCACACAUCACUGAGAUUCUUGGGCUUAAAAGGGUAGACUCCUCGUCAGCAGUGAAAUUGAGGGAGCUAUCAGACAAAGUUAAUGCUAAUCUUCGCGCACUGCAGACCAUCGGCAAUUUGGAGCAAAUAGCGGCAUGCAUAAUUAUACACACUCUUCUCCAAAGGGUGGAUAGUGUAACGCAGGCUAAGUGGGAAGAAACCGCACCAUUGGAUACUAUACCUUCAUGCGAGCAAUUUACAGCCUUUUUGGAGAAGCGGUGUCAAAAACUUGAAAACGUUGAGCAUUCCAUAGAAGGGAACACACGCAUUUCUCAGGUGGGCAAGACUAGUAGAAUUACUAACCCAAGUAGAAAAUCUUUCGUAUCUACUAACGUAUCCAAUAGUUGUGCUUUCUGUGGAAGCACAGACCAUGCUGUAUAUAGCUGCAGCCGUUUUAGUAACUUAACGCCACAACUACGUCUGAGGGAAGCCAAAAGGCUUUCGUUAUGUUUGAAUUGCCUCCGAAGAGGUCAUCAGCUUAGAGCAUGCAAUGCUGGCUUGUGCCGCUCGUGUGGUGCCAAGCACCAUAGUUUAUUACAUUUUGAAAAUUCCGACAGGCAAGUAACCGCUUCUGCAGAGCAAAAUACCCAACCGUCGUCACAACUUACCACACAACCAGUGCAACGCACUUUGGCUGCCCUUUCACCUUCUUCGUCUGCUUCUUCGACUACCCAGAAUCUCAGUUAUGAUGUAGUGCUCUUGGCCACUUCGGUUGUUAACGUCAAGAACAAUGCUGGUACAUGGGUACCAUGCCGUGCACUGCUCGACUCCGGGUCGCAGUUGCACAUCAUCACAUCUCGUCUUGCUCAUCAGCUACAGCUACGUAGAACCAAGUCGUCUAUCCUCGUAUCCGAUCUUGGCGAUUCUAGGUUCCAGUCUGAUGGCUUCACUGUUGACAUCAAUCUUCGCUCUCAAACUUCCGAGUACUCAACUUGCAUCAUGGCAUUGGUGGCCCCUAGCAUAACAGACAAUCAACCCAAUGUUACUCUGAACAUCGCAUCGUGGGACAUUCCAUCCAACAUUCGCUUGGCCGACCCGGAUUUUUACAAAUCGCAGCGGAUCGAUAUGCUUAUCGGUUCAAGCCUUUUCUAUGAGCUAUUGUGUGUUGGACAAAUCAAGCUCGCGCCUGGUCUGCCGUUACUUCAGAAGACCAG